This is a messenger RNA of Puccinia triticina, 546 nucleotides long. RefSeq lists its product as uncharacterized. The record is from RefSeq and is a predicted model, not a curated record. Bases 1 to 546 code for a protein of 181 amino acids. The transcript has 2 exons. Lineage: Eukaryota; Fungi; Basidiomycota; Pucciniomycetes; Pucciniales; Pucciniaceae.
AUGGUGGCACGCAGACCAGCCAGUCGGUCAAACCGCGACAGCAGAUUAGAAGCAUUCUCGGUCGACGGAGAAGGAGGGCUGCAUGGGACAUACGUGGUCGAGGGAGAUGGAGCCCGUGACAUCACUCGCUGGGCCUGCUCGUCCGGACAGAUGGAGAUGGACCGAUGGCGGAGUGUUGUCUCAUCUCGGCGGGGGCUUUCUCCGAGCAGGGAGACCCGUCUCGCCGAGGGCACGGGAGCACCACUUUCCUUGAGCGUCCCUGGGAGCACUGCAGCCAUCCUUUCCUCCGGGGGAUGCUUCGCACGGACGCCCCAUCGGCAACUGGACACCCAACAUUAUUGCGGGGUGAAAGGGCGCAGCACGCCAUCCAAACGCUCACAGCGCAGACAAGCCCUGUCUCGCUUCAGGAAGGGCGCCCAAAGGCUCCGGCCAUCCGCCGCCGACCGCGCUAGACGCGCGUUUGUCGAGGCUGUUUGUUCAGCUUUGUGUCUGCCCCAACUGGCCAACUCCGAUCGCGCCUUGGAAACGACUCAUGAAGGGGGCUGA